Magnolia sinica is the source of this 1032-nucleotide messenger RNA. RefSeq lists its product as uncharacterized. The record is from RefSeq and is a predicted model, not a curated record. NCBI's taxonomy places the organism in Eukaryota, Viridiplantae, Streptophyta, Magnoliopsida, Magnoliales, Magnoliaceae. The coding region runs from base 111 to 662 and encodes 183 amino acids. The transcript is spliced from 2 exons.
CAGUCAUCACAUACAUACCCAUCUCUUCUCCGUUUAAAAGACCUCGCUCCUGUCUCUCAAGAAACACCGAGAGAGAGAGAGAGAGAGCGAGAGAGAGAGAGAGAAAGAGAAUGGGCAGCUUUUCAUCUGGAAUUCAAAACCCUAACCCUAUUGUUCCGGAGGAGACGAUCGAAACCGAAGAACCGUACCUCUCGACGGACGAAAGGAAACCCCAGAGGAACGGAAUGAGGAAAUGGUCGAAGAAGAAGAAAAAGAGCCAGGUGUUGCUGGAAGGGUACGUCACGACGGACGAGGGGGAAGAGGUGCAAGAGCAGAAGGGGGUGGUGUCGAGGACGAAGAGUCUGACGGACGAGGAUCUUGACGAACUGAAGGGGUGUUUGGAUCUCGGAUUCGGUUUCAGCUACGAAGAGAUUCCAGAGCUCUGCAACACUCUACCGGCGCUCGAGCUCUGCUAUUCCAUGAACCAAAGGUUCUUGGACGAGCAGCAGCAGCAUAAGUCUCCGGAAGCUUCGGUGGCGUCUCCGGCGGAUAAUUGUGUAGCGGUGUUGAGCCCCAUCGCUAAUUGGAAGAUUUCCAGCCCUGGUGACCAUCCGGAGGAUGUGAAAGCAAGGCUGAAAUUUUGGGCGCAGGCAGUGGCAUGUACUGUUAGGCUAUGCAGCUAACGUCGGCGCCAAUGUUUGAGUUCAUGAAUGCAAAUGGAGAAUAUGCCUUUGUUUAAUGGAGAUUGAUAGCUUGAAAAGGCCUUUUUGUAGAGUGAUUUCUCUGCUACUGCUGGUGCCUCCAUGAUCGCUGCCACUGGGAUAUGGCCUCUCCCGGCAUUCAUUUGCUAGGAGAGAGCCUGGGUUGGGAUCUGGUAAGGAGGAGAUGGUGGCUGAGAGACAGGUCCAAGCAAGUGAAAGAAGAAGAGCAAGAAAGAGGAACUAAAAACCCGACUGAGUCUGACCUAUACACCUCAGAUGCAUAUGCAGUGACUAGGAUGUUUUUUCUAAAGAUGAUUAAGCUGAAAAAUAAAUAUUUUUCUUCUUCACUUCA